AUGGCUGCUGCUUUCAUACCAGAUAGCCUGUGGCAACAAUUGCGCCAAGCACCACCACUGACAUUGCGAAACAUCACCGCCGGUAUCUUAGUGCUUAUCCUGCUUCACGUCUUCUUCAAGGUCGUAUACAAUCUCUACCUCAGCCCUCUAGCUGGCUAUCCGGGGCCGAAGCUCUGGGCCAUCUCUCGUCUACCAUGGAAUCGCGCAAACAUGAAGGGUCGGAUCAGCUGGAAGAUCCGCGAGCUUCACGACAAAUACGGUCCUGUUGUGCGCAUCGCUCCUGAUGAGCUCUCUUACACGACUUCGGGAGCGUGGAAGAAGAUAUACGGACAACGAAACCCUGAGUUCGUGAAGGCUCUUGACGGUAGAGGUAUCGCUCCUGCGAGUAUAGGUGGCCAACGUAGCUUGAUGACUGAGCAUCAAGAUCGACACUUGAGGUUGAGAAGAGCUAUUGAUCCGGCUUUUAGUCAGAGAGCGCUGCGCGAACAAGAGAGUUACUUCCAAGACCACUCUGACAAUCUCGUCCAGAAGCUGAAGGAACGAAGCAAAGACGGACCCGUCGACAUGACUACAUGGUACAACCUCGUCGCAUUCGAUAUCGUAUCCGACCUGGCUUUCGGCGAACCAUCAGGCUGCGUCAACAACCCCGAGCAACCAUGGAUCCAAGCUAUCCUCGCUCGCGCAAAGGCUAUCGUUUGGUUCCAGCUUGCCGUGCAGUACGGCUUCAUGGGUCUACUCAACUGGAUGACGCCGAAAUACGUCACCGAGUCAAGGAAGAAGCACAUCGCGAUGACAGAAGCCAAGUUGAAGGCGCGUGUCGAAGCCAAGGACCCUGGGAAGGAUUUCAUGUCCUACAUCCUCGAGAACGACGAGAAGCUCAACCACCUUGAACUGGUCAUGCUCUCCUCCAACUUCAUCGUAGCCGGCAGUGGUACAUCGGCAGGCGGCAUGUCCGGCCUAACAUAUCUUCUCCUGCGCAACCCAGAUAAACUCGAGAAGCUCAAGCAAGAGAUACGUGGCCUGUUCAAAAGCCGCGCAGACAUGACCCUCCAAGCAGUGACAAGCUGCAAGUACCUGCGCGCCUGCCUCAACGAGGGCAUGCGUCUCUACCCACCAACCCCGGGCUCACUGCCACGCUUCGUCCCUGGAAAGGGCGAAAUGAUCGAGGGCAAAUGGGUUCCUGGUGGUUAUGCUGUUGCCGUUAAUCAGCUGGCAGCCGGACACUCUGAGCGCAAUUUCAAGAAGGCCCGUGAGUUUCAUCCGGAACGCUGGCUAGAUGACGCACCAGAAGAGUUCAAGGACGAUGACCGUUCUGCUGUUCAGCCGUUUUCAUACGGUCAGAGGGCUUGUAUCGGACGGUCUAUGGCUUAUGCCGAGAUGUCACUUACAAUGGCGAAAUUGGUACGGUUCUUUGACUGGGAACUUCAUGACCCUGGUAACGACUGGUGGAACAAGCAGGGUACCUACUUGGUGUGGGAAAAGCUGCCUUUGAUGGUCAAACUGACGCCUGUGUCUGAUCUGGAUGGGUAG
This is a messenger RNA of Alternaria conjuncta, 1530 nucleotides long. RefSeq names its product Cytochrome P450 monooxygenase alt3 (gene ALT3). Gene Ontology annotation, molecular function: heme binding; monooxygenase activity; iron ion binding. The coding region runs from base 1 to 1530 and encodes 509 amino acids. Lineage: Eukaryota; Fungi; Ascomycota; Dothideomycetes; Pleosporales; Pleosporaceae. The record is from RefSeq and is a predicted model, not a curated record. The transcript has 4 exons.